AUGUCAAAUAUAUCCACAACUUUCUUGUUCUCUUCCUCCUCAUCCACCUAUUUAUCGCCAUCAUCGUCGACCACUAUCAAUCAACAGUCAUUAUUUGAAAUUCAACUAUCACUUAUAGUUUACUGCUAUAUAUUACCGAUAAUCUGUAUAAUCGGCUUAAUUGGUAAUAUAAUUAAUUUAAUAAUUUUAUAUUCAUUAUCAAAACUAUUUCAAUAUUUAAAAGCUUUAGCAAUUAGCGAUAUUUUCUGUAUGUUAUUCGUUUUAAUAUUUGUUCUCAUCGAAAUUGUUAAACAAUUCAAUAUUAUUAAUCUAAAUCAUUCAAUUAUUAUCGUUUACUAUCAAACGUAUUUCAUGUUAUCACUGAUAAAUUGGUCGUUAUCAGUUAGUGUUUAUAUUGUCGUUCUAUUAAGUAUCGAACGUUUCAUUUCCAUAUUAUUCCCUAUUAAAUAUCGUAAUUAUAAUAAUAAUUAUUCAUAUAUUUAUGUAAUUUCGAUCUAUUUAUUUGCUGGAAUAUUUUAUAUACCAUACGCUUUAUUACGAUAUACUAUCAAAUAUAAUUAUAUUAAUCAUAACAAUAAGACUAUUGUUAUCUACAGUACUGAAGAUAGUGAUAUUUCGAAAACUUUUAAAUGGCAGAUUUAUAAAUGGACGAGAGAAGCAAUUCUUCGCUUUGCGCCAAUAGUAAUCGUUGCAAUUCUCAAUUUGAAUAUUAUAAAAGUUUUUCAUUUACGACGAAAACUUUUUCAACGUAAAUCUAAAAAAGAAGAAAAAUUAAUUUACAUAAUUUUGAUAACAAUAAUAAUCAUGUUUAUAAUCUGUAAUAUUCCCGCAGCAAUAAAUUUAUUAUUUAUUAAUGAAAAUAUUAAAAAACGCUUUGAUUAUCAAAUAUUUCGCGCAUUUGCCAAUUUACUUGAAAUUAGCAAUCAUUCAUUACAAUUUUAUAUUUUUUGUAUAUGUUCACAUGACUAUCGUAGUAAUUUCUUUCGGAAAUUCUCUUGUUUAUUUCAAUUCUGUAAAAAAAUUAAUAUUGAUAGCAGUGAGAACGAAAUUAAUAAAUUGUCAUCGGCUGCCAUUAUCAAUAAUACUAUUAUAAAUAGUCAUAUUAAAUUAGCAACUAUUGAUGAAUUCGAUGAGAAUCAUCCAGAUAAUAAUCCUGAUAACUGUUUUAAUCAAAAUAAUUCCUUUCUAUUGAAAUAUACCGAGUCAUCCGACGAUACAACUUAUUUAUGA
This is a messenger RNA of Dracunculus medinensis (Guinea worm), 1230 nucleotides long. The record is from the annotation of a GenBank genome assembly. NCBI's taxonomy places the organism in Eukaryota, Metazoa, Nematoda, Chromadorea, Rhabditida, Dracunculidae.